CCUCCUCUGGCCUCACUUACCCUCUACCCAUCAACAAACCAUGAGGCCAGGAAAUGCCCUCCUCCUCCUGCUUGCGAGCUCCUCCUCUCUCCUUCCCCUCGUCUCCCCCGUCAGCAUUCCUGAUUUCCGCCCCUUCCACCCUCGUAAACCCCUUCCCCCCGUCAACCCUCUCAUCAUCCCCUUCUGCAACAAGACCGACUAUCCCAAAAUAUGCAUCAACUCGGCUCGCUACUUUAGCCAUGAGUUUCCAUCUAUUGAUAUCACCAACAUGUUCAACAUCAUGGCUAGGGCUCUUAAAGAUCGCAUCAGAUUCAUUCAAGAGAAGGCUCUCGCCAUGUCCAUCAACCAAAAGGAUGCUUCGGUGCGUGGGAGCAUUAACGAGUGUAUCAUUCUGUACAACAAUGCACUUGAUGACUUGAGCACAGCGAUGGUGGGAUUCGUGACACGCGACAAAGGGAUGUUCGAGACCAAACUCAACUCGGUGAUCACAAUAUUCAAGACUUGCAACAAAGUCUUCAAUGGGAAUCCCCAUCUGCUGUUGAAGGAGGAUGAGAGGUUAAUAAAGAUGGCGAGCAAUAGCAUCGCCAUCGGUAAAUUAUCCUUUUAAGGAAGAGUAAGGACCAGAGGAAGUCAACUACUCUAUCCUCCAAAUCUAACUCCUACAAACUAUAUAGAAUGAUAUUGUCGAGCACCCCGAGGGAAGGCUAGCGACUUGGACAUUGCUUGCUGCUACUCACUUUAUAGCAUAUUGUUAGUUUAAAAAAUGACUUCUCGAUGGCCCCCUCAAAUUUAAAAGUUCCAUUGCAUAUUUGUAGACCAUUAGGGUGAGAGGGUCUUUUGUUUUUGA
Messenger RNA from Elaeis guineensis (African oil palm), 847 nucleotides. Lineage: Eukaryota; Viridiplantae; Streptophyta; Magnoliopsida; Arecales; Arecaceae. The record is from RefSeq and is a predicted model, not a curated record.